CUUCUUCCUCAGAUUAUCUGGAACCUUAUCACUCUUUAAGGAAACUUCGCAUAAAAAACGCCCCAUAAGAUAUGAUACGGACUGCGUAACCUUUGCAAAUGCCUAAAAUUUAUCACGAAAAUGGGUGAAAACCUACUGGGACACAAUAUUUAAGGAAUUGUAUAAUUUGUGACCUCGUAUUCAUAUGAGUACAUGUAAUGUGGUGAACAUUCUGAGCCAUCCAGCAAGCUCUCGUUCGUUCAUCCCUUACUUACUCGAAUGGCAGAAAAUAAUGCCCAAUCUGACCCAGCCUUCAUGAAGUCAGACGGACGAGAGGAGGAGAAACAGCCACUUUGGAACAACAAUAGCAAUAAUCAUAAUCAUAAUCAUAGUCUGUACAUUCGGGGGAAGAAGAAAGGAGACGCGUGGCUGGUACGAAACCCAAGCACAACAUCAACACCCAAGAUUGGACUCUUUUUCGGGACAGUUAAACUCUCUUCCCCGAAAUAAUCAUGGACUGACUUUACGCAGACACAUUACCUGCUUUUUUUACUGCCCUGCUGUGUCUUGUGCUGAUCUUUGACACGUAUCUACGACGGAACAACAACAAUGAGGAGGAGGACGAUGAAUAUUAGUGUCUUUUUAUCGUAUUCACCUUAGCCAUCCGAAUCAAAGGGUGACACUCAAUAGCGGAGUCUUGUUGUUCCUUGCAGCCCAUCUGGCCCAGGAUUUUAUUUUAUGCGAGUCUCAUGUGCACGUGUUUAAGUAUCCUAUCCAUUUGCUUGAAUGACCGAUUAGCAGGAGCGUAAAAGUGAAUAAGAAAUGAGGAAACUGAUUCCUCCGUAAUUGGGGAGACGAGAAGACGGGGGGAUAAUGUGAUGAGAAAGUGGGAGAAGAGAAAGUAGAUAUUAGACGGUGGUGGUGGUUUGCUCCUUAUUUGCUGGCUAUCUAUCCAGAUAUAGUCGAUGAAAUCCUGUACGAGAGGAAGGAGGAGGUAAUGAAAUCCCAAUACUACCAAAAGUUGGCUCGUGAUGUGGACGAUCUGUAUCGGGAUAUCUCUAAAAAUGAUGCGGUUGCCAAUAUCAAGAAAUUUUACGGGAUGUUAAAAAGUUUCCUUGCUCGCAAAUUGAGUGAGAUGGAUGACUUGGUUCCUGUUUGGAGGGUGGGGCCGGCCUGGGUUGCUUCCUUGUGGGAGGAGGUGAAAGGGCUGGAGGUUGCCCAACUGGUGCGAAUUCGGGUGGAUGAGAUGAUGGCCAAGAUAAGUUGGCUGGUAGAGUACACCAACCUGGACGAGACGAUUCAAGAGAUCCUUGUCCUUCUCUACACUCAAGGCUCCAACUUGUACUCACAAACCGUUCUCCAAGCAUCUGCUCGCCACCAAAGUGCCAAAACUAAAUUCAUUUUUGACUCUGAUAAGGGGAUCAUCAGUCUGGAACAGAAGUUGCCGAUGCCAAUGGCUGCGUUUAAUGAGACUCCGGAUUUCCAGAGGUUGCCCGAGUAUGAGAGCUUCACCAAGUGGCAAGAAGUCCUGAGGUCGUCAAAGUCAUCCCUGGCAAGGAUUGUGCAGGAGCAGUGGUGGAGAUCGAUGGGUGGCCCCUAUGCGUGGCUGCCCCCGUUCGAUGGGCACGCAAUGAUCGUUUUUCCCGAGUACAUUUCGACAUUCGAUGGCCUCUCGUUCAAACUGGGCCUCCCUUCAGCGAUAAUGGGAAGCUGCAGCUAUGUCUUGGUUGCGGAUUUGGUGGAUGCAAACUUUUCCGUGGCGUUGGAAGUGCAGCGAUCCCAAAAUAAGACGAUUCACAACAUCUUCGUCACAGCAGGGCAUAACACGAUUGUGAUCGACUUAGAACAGAAGGGACUGAGGGACCCCAAACGCGGAAACCAACUGCUGAACCUCCCCCUGCAAACUCCGAACCUCCGCGCUUUCCUCCAAGACAUGGAACUUGUUGUCCAAAGUCCGAAAGGGGUCACGGUAUCAUGUCACAUUCUCCACCACAUUUGCCAGUUCCAUGUCUCAGGAUGGUACUCUCGAAAAGUUGGAGGUCUGUUGGGGACCAUGGACGAGGAACAUAGCACGGACCGAACUGCGAGCUCAGGUCGUCGCGACCUCGACUUGGUGGAUGUGGUCAACUCGUGGCAGUUUGGUGAUGACACAACGGUUGCUUCGACUUGCAAUGCAAGACUCAGCCCAAGUUUGGUGGUUGUUCGUGAGGAAGGUGGUGAUGGUGCUUUCUCCAAAGCUGUAUCUAUCUGCCAAAAGAUGUACCGUCGCCCCACGUCCAGUCUGCAACCCUGCUUCGCCACGGUCAACACGGAUCCCUUCUACGAGAUGUGUUUGAUGGGAGUCGGGAAGGAAGGGACGGAUCUCUGCACCUCCGUCAUGGCAUACCUAACGGCCUGCAAGGACACGACCGGUGGUGGCGUCCUCCUCAAAACUCCGUCCAUGUGCGUCAAGUGUGAAAUGAAUGGAGAAGAGAUGAUGGAUCGGGACAUGAAGGUGAUCAGUUCUCCACCACCCGGAAGUCCACCCUUUCUCUCCACCGACGUCGUCUUCAUUGUCGAAGCCAAAGAAUGCAAUCGGGCUUUUCGGAUGAGACGAAAAAUCGACACGCUCGCCAAACACAUUGAAGAGCAGCUUCAAGAGAACCACUUCAAGCAAAAUAGAUAUGCAGUGGUGCUUUUCGGGGGAGAUGGCGUUUUGGAGAAGCCGAGGAUCGUCGUUCAAGCCAAAGAAGUGUUCACGACUGCCUCGAACGUAGGAAAACACCUCGCAAGUUUACCAACAGGAACGAAUGGAAGCAGGGAUAUCUUGGCUGGAAUCGACUUUGCUUUGCAGCAUCUAAAUUUCCGGCCAGGGGCGAGCAAGACAUUGAUCCUAUUUCCAUGCAGCUCUUGUCAACCGCAGGACAUGACGACGGUGGACUAUGCCGAUUUAUACUAUUCAAUGGUGGAGAAGAGCGCCACACUGCACGUCUUCCUGGACGAGCCCUUUCCCACGGAUAACAAAAACCUGGCUAAAAAGAUUUUUGGUAUUGACACUGGUUCCGUGUUCACCAAGGCUGACGCUCCUUCUCUGCAAAGUAAUAACAACACCCGUGGUCUUAAAGCCAACAUCAAUUCUAGACGUCAAGUGAAAGUUCCUAAAAGUCUGCUCGGCUACUGUGCUCCACUCGCACUCCAGACGAAUGGAUCCAUAUUCACGACCAAAAAGUUACAAAACCGACAAGACAACAUGUUUUCCACCGUGUUUGGAGAUCGUGUGGCGAGAACGGCGUCUCCCUCGGCGUGCCAGACCUGCUACUGCUCCUCCGCUGGAGUAGAAUGCUUUGAUUGUGAAUAUCCCAGAUACGAGUCCAGGCUGGAAGAGGACGAGGAGGACGAACUGAGUGAGAGUGAUUUAAUUGGACCUAACUCAUCAUCAUCGUCCUCUGGUGACAAUAACCUCGGUCUGGACGAUGUAAAUUCAGAUUCGGAGGAAAGCGAAGAGAAUGACGACUAAAUCAUCAGAAAUUUAUAUAGAAAAUAGCUUACACAAAUAUCAGUCAACAUUAUUUAUUUUGGUUACCAGUUUUUGUAUAAAAAUAAUAAAAUCUGUACUUUAUUCACAA
Messenger RNA from Folsomia candida, 3584 nucleotides. RefSeq names its product apolipophorins. The coding region runs from base 977 to 3475 and encodes 832 amino acids. NCBI's taxonomy places the organism in Eukaryota, Metazoa, Arthropoda, Collembola, Entomobryomorpha, Isotomidae. The record is from RefSeq and is a predicted model, not a curated record. The transcript has 17 exons.